This is a messenger RNA of Botrytis porri, 1215 nucleotides long. RefSeq lists its product as uncharacterized. The record is from RefSeq and is a predicted model, not a curated record. Bases 1 to 1215 code for a protein of 404 amino acids. Lineage: Eukaryota; Fungi; Ascomycota; Leotiomycetes; Helotiales; Sclerotiniaceae. The transcript has a single exon.
AUGUCUCCGCCUAGAGCCACCAGCAACUCUUAUUUCUCCAAUGCCCCGAGCUCUACCCAAAGCGAUAGACAGAGCGGUGUAACAGUCAAACCCGUUGAAGAUAGAGGGACAAAGGUGAGAGAGACUUAUCCAAUUCUAGACAGAUCGAACAAAUACGAUCAAAGCAAAGCAAGAGGACCAAAACCCAUUCCAAGAUCCAUCGGCCCCACACGGAAUCAUGAUGCUCAUGAGUAUGAUAAUAUUAAUAGGCGUGAAGUGGAUCCAGGAGAAAGCGUUAGCCAAAUUUCUGGAGGGUCUCAACCAAGCAACGCAACAAGUCAUGGUUUUACUUCUCGUGAAGCUUAUGAAUUCAAAAAAGAGCUGAAAAGAAGAGAUAAGCAAUAUGAAACAGGCAGUAUAAAGGAAACUGAAGCGCAAAAGAAAGAGAGAAAAGCGAAAGAAGCAGCGAAAAGAGAAAAGGAAAAAGCAGCGGAAAAAGAAGCAAAAAAGAAGUCAGAUGAAAGAGGAACCAGCGAGCUUGGAAGUUCUCAUAAAUAUGGUUCUGCUCGUAGUUCUGCUCCUACUCAUGUUUCUUCUACUUCUACUGCUAAACCCCCGACUGACCAUUCGUCGCAUGUCAGUAAGCGGCAGAGUCAACAGGGCCAAACGAGCGUGGCUAGAGAAUCUCGCGCACCACGUAGUUCUGCUCCUACUAAUGUUUCUUCUUCUUCUACUUCUACUUCUACUUUUACUACUAAGCCCCCGACUGACCAUUCGUCGCAUGUCAGUAAGCGGCAGAGUCAACAGGGCCAAACGAGCGUGGCUGAAGAAUCUCGCGCACCAUAUUCGCGUCACAGCCAGCAGCUUGCGCGUUACGACGGCGGUCGUGACGAUCCUCGUUGGGCAGAGACGGAGAUAGGUUCAAGGGGAGGUCAGGGUAGUAUACGUGGACAAGGUAGAAAUAUGGAUCCUAACCAUGAUGAUUAUCCCGAACGUGAACACGAACGAAGAGUUCCCGACUCUAGAAAUUUUGAAUACGAAGCACACCAUGCCAGCACACAGGAUAACCAAUAUUCUACACCCGCUGUGCAGGUUAACGUUCAUACUCGUGUUUCUACUUCACUUCGUGUUUCGAGUACGAGUUCAGGUCAUCCACCUAAGCCUCAGCUUGUGCGUAGGGAUACGAAACCUCCUCCUGGAUACUCUUAUCCACCUGGGUACUAUCCAAGUAGGUAG